Messenger RNA from Desarmillaria tabescens, 787 nucleotides. RefSeq names its product FAS1 domain-containing protein. Gene Ontology annotation, molecular function: cell adhesion molecule binding. The transcript has 5 exons. The record is from RefSeq and is a predicted model, not a curated record. Lineage: Eukaryota; Fungi; Basidiomycota; Agaricomycetes; Agaricales; Physalacriaceae. Gene Ontology annotation, cellular component: extracellular matrix. Gene Ontology annotation, biological process: cell adhesion; extracellular matrix organization. Bases 1 to 678 code for a protein of 225 amino acids.
AUGCUUGACCGUCUGGGAUUCCCUCUUCGCGGCAAUUACUAUGUCUUGGCUAUACUUGCUUUCUAUAACCUUCUCAAUGAUGUUCUCUCUGUGUCAAGGGCAAACACAGUCCUUGCUUGGCUACUUGAAAAAUCGGUCCGAUACUUCGACACUUGUGGAAUGGAUAGAAACUCCGCCAGGUUGCUCAUCAUUCCUGCUGCACAUCUUUCUCCGCGGUUUAUCUCUCUUUCAGGCUUUGCCACAGCCUUUGAUCAUGUUGUCAAUGGGACAUGGUCUUUUACAUUCUUUGCGCCAAAUAAUGAUGCAAUUGAGAGUCUCAAUGAACGCUACCGUGACUGGCUUGUUUCUCCGCUUGGGCGCGAUACAAUAGGAAACUUGUUGAUACACCAUUAUGUUCCCAACACCAAGUUCAUGACGAGCUCGUUUAAUGAAACUUACGGCCGCUUCCAGACUGGUUCUUAUCUCUUGGUUGGAGCGCAGGCAAUCGACAACACUGUCGUCCUGAAUAGGGUUGCUCAUAUUGUCGAGGGUGAUAUAAAUGUUGACUCUGGCAUUGUUCAUAUCAUCGAUCGUGUACUGUCGCCGUCGUAUCAGGAAUGGGAGCCAGAGAAUGCGAGGCUCAUCUCACAGACAUUCAUUCCUGGGUCGUGUUCUAAUCCUGCUCUGCCUUACUGCUAAGCUAGAUAGUGCCGUGACGAUGUAUGUGAUUCGGCCUUUACGGCCGUAAGUCUAAGUAAAAAUAAUCAGAGAGAAUGAGUCAUAACCCUAACCUCAUGAUGAAACUUCC